Messenger RNA from Protopolystoma xenopodis, 363 nucleotides. NCBI's taxonomy places the organism in Eukaryota, Metazoa, Platyhelminthes, Monogenea, Polystomatidea, Polystomatidae. The record is from the annotation of a GenBank genome assembly.
AUGGGGCUGGUCAACACGGCCGUAUUUAAUCACUUUCAACCUGCCGCUCUCUCACAAUCUCCCAAUUGUAUUCUAGAAUGGCCAUUUGAACUCCACGUCCACACUGGAAAAGUGGCAAAUGCCGGCACCUCGGCCAGAGUGUACGUCCAACUAUUUGCGUCCUCCGUCGAACACGAUGUUCGGCCCUCUUCAGCUCUCCGUUUGGCCACCGCCGAGAAUGGCCGACGUCCGCCCGAACCGAAUCAGACAACUCAGCGAUUCGGAGGCCAUCUCCAGCCAUCUUCCUCGAAUGUUGGUAAGAUCAGUCUGUAUCUGUUUACACUGAAUACCCAAUUUUGGCGACUCAACUUGUCAACCCAGUGA